This is a messenger RNA of Lepidothrix coronata (blue-crowned manakin), 4134 nucleotides long. RefSeq names its product G protein-coupled receptor 1 (gene CMKLR2). Gene Ontology annotation, molecular function: complement receptor activity; G protein-coupled receptor activity. The coding region runs from base 1358 to 2410 and encodes 350 amino acids. Gene Ontology annotation, cellular component: plasma membrane. The record is from RefSeq and is a predicted model, not a curated record. Gene Ontology annotation, biological process: inflammatory response; complement receptor mediated signaling pathway; positive regulation of cytosolic calcium ion concentration. The transcript has 7 exons. NCBI's taxonomy places the organism in Eukaryota, Metazoa, Chordata, Aves, Passeriformes, Pipridae.
CAUAACUUGUUGAAACAAAGUAAGCUUGGUUACAUAGCUGAGGCACUGACGUUUCUUUUCCAGAAUGACUGAUGUAGAACAUAAGUCCUUCUUAGCAAAGACAAAGCACUAUACAGUCUGUCUUAUAAUGCCAUAUAACUUCUCCUCAGAAUGUUCCUGAAUAUUUUGCAUUCUAUUACAUAGAAUAAUGUAAUAUUCUAUGUCUUGGACUGCCACUCAAAGUUAGCAGAUCUUAGGCUUGUGUUGCCAAGUAUUUCUUGGCUUUCAGCUCUUUCUGUAUUUAUGAACUUGAGGUUGCACUGUGAUUCAAACUCAGUUAAGAUAUUGAGAGAUACUCCUUUACCUCAGUCUCCUCUUCCCCCCUAGGAAACUACUCCUCACAUACGUGCAUGAACACUGAGUAGGGCUGACAAACUUCCUUUCCCCUUUAAAAAUUAUUCUCUCUCCUGGUCUGACUUUUCUCACACUAUUUUCUCUUUGGUGGUAUCUUUAGUUAUCUAUUGAGUUUCUAUAAACUGCCCCAUAUACCUUUCACUGCUUUGCUUUCUACUUCCACUUUGAUUUGUUAUGUUUUUCACUUCCAUUAGCCAAAUAUAAGUCAAAGGUGUACCUGUUAAAACAUUAAGACAAAUUGACAAAUGCAGACAACAGCUAUUUUCCUCAAGAGUCUCAAAUUUCUUCCAGCAUCUGAGUUCAGAUUGGAAAGGGAGAAUGUGAUGAAAGAAAAUCAAGAUCUCUCUGAAAUUAUUUUUCCAAACGCUGGCAUUCCUUCAUAUGGGAGGAGACAGUACUUCAGCUAAAAUGGAAAAAUACUGCUGUUGGCUGUUUAGCUAUUCAAUGACUAUAAUCUUAAUGACAUAUCAGAAGUUUCAUUGUCAAGAUACCCUCUGAAAAUUCCAGUGAUUUCAAGUGUUAUCUAAAUGGCAGAGUGGAUUUUAAUCGAUGAGGUAUUCAAACAGUGAGGACAAAGGAACAGUGAAGAACUGCUUUUCUAAAAAAAGGACCGAAUUGUAAACAACAGUUAAAAAGCCCCCAAAGAAUCAGAAGUGCUUUUAAAACUAGACUCAGGUUAUUCACUGCUGGUCUACCCGAUAUCUACUAUGUGUGUGUUACACAUGCUGGUUAUACUGUGCAAAUGGGGUAAUUGCUCACCAGAGCAAAAGUCCCUUUCAGUGGAAAAGGAGCAAAUGUAGCUUUAUUAGAGGGAAGGCAGUAGCCAAGUGAAGCAGCUGGAAUCACACUGAAGUCACUCUGAACUCUGCAGAUCAUUUCAUUCUCCCUUCUGCUACAGAGCUCACGUCCCUGAUUUACGGUGCCUUUUGUUUCAAAGAACUAAGAAAGAAAGCAACUCUGCAGCAUGACAUUUGAAGAUUUUGAGAAUUAUUCUUAUUUCUACGACCUGUCUGAGGAAGAUGAGUCACCCCAGUCCUCCCCCAGCAUUGCCCAUAUUAUUUCCCUUUUCUUUUACAGUGUGGCAUUUCUGCUGGGAGUGCCAGGUAAUGCCAUUGUCAUCUGGUUUAUGGGCUUUAAAUGGGAUAAAUCUGUUUCUACCCUCUGGUUCCUCAAUCUGGCCAUUGCAGAUUUCAUUUUUGUUCUCUUCCUGCCCCUCUAUAUUACGUAUGUGGCAAUGGGCUUCCACUGGCCUUUUGGGAAGUGGCUCUGCAAAAUGAACUCAUUCAUUGCACUACUUAAUAUGUUUGCCAGUGUUUUCUUCCUGACAUUCAUUAGCCUUGACCGCUACAUCCGCCUUGUCCACCCAGUCUUUUCCUACAAGUAUCGGACUGUAAGGAACACCCUUGUUCUCAGUGGGGUCAUUUGGAUGUCAGCUGCAAUUAUUGGUGGCCCUGCCUUAUACUUUAGAGACACAGCUACGGUUCUGAACAAUGUCACCAUUUGCUACAACAACUUCCAUGUGCACGACAGAGAACUUAUUUUGCUGACACAUCACAUUCUCAUUUGGGUGAGGCUUGCGUUUGGUUACCUCUUCCCUUUAGUGACCAUGGUCAUUUGCUACUCAUUGCUGAUUGUCAAAGUGAAGAGGAGAACUGUAUUGACUUCUAGCAGGCUUUUCUGGACCAUCAUUGCUGUAGUUGUAGCUUUUUUUGUUUGCUGGACACCAUAUCACAUAUUCAGCAUUGUGGAGCUGUCUGCUCACCAUGACGAAAACUUGCAUGACUUACUACAGGAUGGCAUUCCGCUCUCCACUGGCCUUGGUUUCAUCAACAGUUGCCUCAAUCCAAUCCUCUAUGUUCUGAUAAGCAAAAAGUUCCAGGCCCAGGUCAAGACAACAGUCUCUGAGGUGCUAAAACUGGCUCUGUGGGAAGUGAGCCGCUCAGGAACUGUCAGCGAGCAGCUGUGGAGCUCGGAAAACAGCCAUGCGCCUGUGCACUAUUGUGAAACUGCCCAGUGACUGUUCUCGUCAACAUCCCUCUCCAGAAAAGCUGACGGGAGAUUUGGAGUUGUUCUUGACUUCACAUCUGACAGUCAGAUAUGCAUCUUUGCAUAUACAGUUUUCUAUAAACAGUUGGCUUAAUUGCAUUUGCUGCUUUAAUUGAAAGGUUUUUAAUGGACACAUCAUUUGGGUGUGGUGUCCUUGCAAUGCACAUACAGCCUGAGCUGAAAGUUGUCAGCAUAAGUGGAAUUACUCCAGCUGGGUUUUUGAUGAGGAAUAUUGUUUUAAUCCCAUUGUUUUGCUAUGGUUCCAUACCUCAUUGAUAUCAAAAGAGCACAUACUAAAAAUAUUCCUCCUUGCCAUCACUGGUACCUCUCUUGUUUGAGGCAGUCUCAUCCAAGAGGUUGUAGCCAUACAUCAGUGGCCAUGAGUCCCGAUUGCCUAGUGCUGCCUGAAGUAGGAGUCACCUAGCUACAUCCCAGCUAAGUGAAGUGGCUGUGCUCUGCAACUGGAGAAUGAUCCCAAGACAGAGAACACUGAAUUGCUGCCUUCUCUUGUCAAAAAAGAAAAAUACGGAAAUAAAAUCUGUCUUCUCCCAAUGCUCUUUAUCUUAUACUCAAAAUUAAGACAGGAGACCCUAUGUUUUCUGGUCACUUAUUCUUGUGCUUUUAGCACUAGCUGGGUGCGAAAUACUGAGCAGAUGUUUCAUACAGGUAUUAGGUUCAUUUGAAAUGUGCAAAGAAUUAGUGAGAAUAUUUCUUGCAGAAGCUGAGAUUAAAGGUCCUGUGCCAUACUUCUUUUAAGUUUUUAGGCUUACAGCGGUUUACAACUAUUGGUUGCUUUUUAUUGCUCUGUCAAGCAAAGAUAAAGAAAUAACAUUUUGUUUGCCUUAAUGUCAAGCUUCAAAAAAUGGGUGUAGUGAAUUCGACAAUAUUCUGUUACAAGUCUGUAGCCAAAUUUGGACUUUGUUGCCAAAUGAGAGGCAAGACAGUUCAUCCAGGAAAUGGAGUCCACUCCCAUAAGAAAGAUGAAGUAGUCCCAGUUAUGCUGUGUUCUGUUCCAACUUGUUGCUUGCUGCAGAAUCACACACACCAAUGCAAAUAUAUAUACAUACAGAUAUGCUAUGUGGAGCGAAUCAAUUUCUGAUGCAAUACCACUUAAUUAAAAAGUUGAAUGUGGGACGAAACUCCACUAAAAGUAAAAGCACAGAGCUUUGGGUAAAUUUGAACUGUUUUUAACUUGCUAUUGGCUUAGGUAUAUAGAAUAAAAUUGCCUUUCAGAUAAUCUACCUAGUUUCUAUGGCCUGCCAACACACAUUAGUAGCAUUUAUACUGUAAUUGAGGCCUUAUAUGUAAAUAGAUUUGCAUUUGUAUAAAAUAUAUAUAUAUGUAUGCGUGACCACACCCAGUACUGGUAGCUGUACAAAUAGAAACAGUCUGACUGGUCUUUAACUAUUUCUUUGGGCUCUGGUUUCAGAGCCUGGGAGAGUCAGGCAGGAUCAGUGGAAUUUCAGCGUAUUUCACUUCAGGCUAGAAAGCUAGUAAGCAGCACUCUUCCUUUGAGUCAUUUGCUGCAUGGUACAUAGUUACUCAUCAUAAUAUUUUGGCACUGUGCUGCUGAAUAUGCCUAAAUGAAACAUCUUGGAGUUUUUCUUCACAUGUUCCCUGACAUCUUUCUAGGAAUGAUGUACUUUCCUGACUGUAGUCCAAAUGAAGUAAUAAAAUUUUUGUUGUUUCCAAAGA